Molecule: messenger RNA, 2428 nt
Organism: Notolabrus celidotus (New Zealand spotty)
Lineage: Eukaryota; Metazoa; Chordata; Actinopteri; Labriformes; Labridae
Gene: dorip1
Product: chromosome 22 C14orf28 homolog
Exons: 5
Coding region: 191-1210 (339 amino acids)
Source: RefSeq, a predicted model, not a curated record
AGGACCAGCAGAGGGCAGCACUCUACACUUCCGUUCAAAAUAAAAACACAAGCAGUGUUUACGUGUGGCCAGCUUGACGUUUGGUGCCUACCUACAGCAAAUAACUUAUUUACUAGAAACUGCUAGAAAACACUGAACUGAGAAAACGUGUUUUUGACUUGAAGUAAGACAUGAAGACACACAGAGAGCUAUGGAGAGUAGAUUCUGUGUUCUGAGCGACACUGAAGAGCUCCAAACGCUGAUUUCUAACACUGAGAACUAUUUCUUUUUCGAAAGGUCCAAGACACUAUUUGAAGAAAUCCGUGCCUCCAUUAACAACAACGAUGAAGAGGACCGCUCCUUCUGGAGGCCAGUGCUCCCAUGGGGAGGCGUCUUUACCAUCAAAGCAGGGCGGAAGGCCAUAUCCUGCACCCCCCUGUACGUCAAAAUCAACCUAAAGAACACCUGCACCAUUGAUGGCUUCCUUAUGAUCCUUUAUGUCAUUCUGCGGGACAAUCAGAGCUUUCAUAGAGAGCUGGCUAUCUUCCUGGGCAAGCAGUUUGUGGAGUAUUUCCUCUACCUGAUGGACUCCUGUGAUUAUGCCACAGUCAAGAUGCUGUGGAUCUGGGACAGGAUGUCCAAAAAACAGUACCGCUCUGAGAUCCGCAAGGCAGCACUGGAAAUUGACUUGUUUGGAAAUGAGCAUCAGAACUUUACAGAGAACCUGGAGAACCUCAUGUCCACCAUACAGGAGAGUCUAUGCACUAACUGGAGCUGCCCAGGCCGUUUCCAGGAGUUCAUCAAGACCACAAUCAGCAUCAGCCCGCCUCACGAGCUGCCUCACAGAGACCCCAUUCAAUCAGCUGUGGACGAAUACUUCUGUCCCAAACUCCUCCUCUGCUCAGAACUGGGGUGCAAUGGUCUGAGGGAUUUCUCGCAAAGAGCGUUCUGCAACGGACCUCCACCUUUUGUCAUUCUCAACAUGCAGCAGUGGAAGUCAGAAGAACUGUCCUAUGUCCCCUACCAUCUGGCUCUCUGCCAGCACAGGUACCUACUAGAGGGCGCCACACUCUUUAACAAGGAGGAGCAUCACUACUCUGCAGCCUUCCAGAUUGACGGCUGCUGGAUGCACUAUGACGGCCUGAGGAGUGACAAUCUGAUCCUGUUACACAAACCACCCGAGCUCCUGCUGCUGUCCUCUCUGGUCUACAUCCGAGCCUCAGACAAGUGAACCUGUCCUUGUCACAGGGGGACGCACGCUGAACACAGGACAUUCUUUCUGUGCAUAUGUUGUCAUGACUCCUUUGAUGGCAUUAACUUACUGUAUGUAUAUAUAUAUAUAUAUUUAUAUAUAUAUAUAUCUUUUUGGGGCAUCUUUGCCUUAAUUUGAUUGGACAGCUGAAGAGAGACAGGGAAUGUGGGGAGUAGAGAGUGGGGAAAGACAUGCAGUAAAUGAUCAAGGCCUGGAGUCGAACCCACGACCACUGCAACAAGGACUAUAGCUUCUGUAUAAGUUGCUAAACUUAAAAUGCUACCCCAAUGGCGCCCCUUGUUCCAUUUUAAUGCAUAAUUUGAUUUCUAUCAUGUCAGCUGUUGCUUUCUGUUACUUGAAUCAGUGCUGAAUGAUACAUGAUCCAUUUCACCUGAAUGCUUGUUGAAAGCUUACUGUGCUAAAGGGUAAUUACUUCUUCUUUUAGCAUGCUUGGAAUCCAAGACUAUAAUGGACUAUAAUAGUUCUGGGUUGAUGCGCAUAAAUGCAAAUUGUUAACUUAUGUAUUCGACAUUCAUAUAACAUUACCAGACUCAAAAACAGAAGGAUUUCAAAAAUGUCACGGUUGCUCAAUGGGUGUGUGUGUGGGUUUGCAAUUAAGAAGCCUUGAAGAAGAUGACUGUUUAUAGAAUUCUUCAUUCCCAUCACUCAAUAGACGUUCAUGCACAUCAGCCAUUCCCUUGAAUUUAAACCGGUGCUUUUUGUAUUCACACUGACGUCUUACGAUAACAAAAACCCAAACCAGUCUGGGGUCCAUGUCAGACGCAUCUCUUGUUUCUUCCUUCAGAGUUGAAUUUGUGAAAGCGCUUAAUGUGGUGAAUUAAUGUUCAGUUAUUCCUGAAAGGUUUAAAGGUUGAGGGUGUCUGAAAAAUGUAUUUUUCUGAUUUAACAAGCUUAAACAUGACUUGUUUACAAAGCACAAAGCUGGCAGCAUGUCUGUUAUAAUAAACAUGCAAGUAUUUUAACUCUAUCUCAGCACACUGCAGUUGCCAACCAAGAAAUAUGUAUUACUAUACAUACUAUGUUUUUAAAUAGUUUUAAGCACUUAUUAUUGUUUCCACUCAGUGCCUCAGCGAGGAGAGUUUUUUCAAAGACAGUCCUCAUGCUGUAAAUCUUGAUUGUUUAUUUUUUUAAGCUGAAAUCUUCUUUAAAAUGCAAAUAAAAAUAUUUUGGAUUACA